AUGUCUUUUGACACCGACAAUGGCAAUGGCAACGACAAGCCCGCCAAGAGAGAUACGAUCCCAGCCUUGUGGUCAGCUAAGCAUAUCCCGCAUAGCGCAGAAUUCCCCGACCCGUACGAGUUAAUCGGAGAUGCAUAUGAACGGAUACCAGUUGCAGAUGAGUGGGAAAUACCGGAUCCCAACAGCAAGAGGCUACCAUAUUUGGCGCACAUCAAGUCGCUAUCGACUUCAUGGAGGACAUUACGCCAUCUAGCGGACUGGAUGCAGGUUGGCACAACCCCACUGCGUUGGAAUGAGAUCAAACACCACCCAAAAGAACUCGAAGAACGCAGGAAUAAGACGAAUGUCACCUUCGUGGAGUAUCACCCCGCUGCUGCACCGAAGACUACAGCGAUUAAAACGCCUGCAUUGCUUCACGAGACUCUGCAAUCUCUGUCGCAUGAGCAUAUGAAAGAGCCACCCCUCAGACUCUUCAUCGUGGAAGAUCUAUCCCAGCAAGUCAUUGAGCUUUUGGGGGCGCGCUUUGAUCUCGAUCCGUUGUUCUUCCGUGAACAAAUCGAUGACUACGUAUGGCAUAACACUCGCGACCCCUGGGCGUCUCCGCCCAGUCUAAUCUCAAGUAUGAAGCAUCGACCGUGGUUUAGAAUGCGCAACAUGAGAUUACGAUACUUCAAAACAGAAACGGAGUUCCAAGAUUCGAGGUUGGAAGCAAACUCCUGGAAUGUGCUGAGACGCCCUGACAACGAUGAAAAUCAUUGGCACUAUCAAGAUGGACAGGGAGCAGUCGUGUCCAUCAUGCGUACACGGACGACAAUGUGGAUCGGCAAAGACAAGAAGUGUGGAAAUGGAACCGUCGGUAUUGUAUUGCUGGAUCCAACCGUCAGCCAGGGCAAACCACUAUGGUACGAUCGCAGUAAUUGGCUGCCGACCCCUAAGAUGGACACCAAAGUAUACCCGUUGAUCAAAUCCUCCAAAUCUUGGUUCGAAGACAUUGUCCAAAUGACCACUGCGUUUCCAUGGUUUGAGCAGAAAGAAGGCCAUCACAUAAACGCGCAAGUUCUCGCCAAACCAACCAUAUACACCAUCUGCGCAGAAUGGCUUAUAGUAUGCGACUACGUAAGAGCUCGACUCAGCCAAAUAGAAUGGGAACUUGAAAUGCCGCGCCUCUUCCGCUCAAAAGGCGACGCCAUCGACACAUCGCUCAAACGUCUACAUACCUGGCGUCGGCAAAUCCCCGUAUUCCGGGAGAUGGUAACAGAAACGUUGGAACAUGCACUCCCAGCUGCAGCGCGACUCACCACCCCAUCGUCUCAGUAUUCUGCCGCGCCCAACUCACCUCUUUCCGUACGCUCAGUCAUUUCAGAAAACCUAGCUAUCAACUUCGAGAACGUGGAAGGGUUCGAAGACAUAGUCCCUGAUUUCAAACGUGUGCUUGCCGCUGUUAACGAACUACAAGAGCGUGUCGACCGUCUUACUAGCAUUGUUACAUCAGAAAUAUCCAUUGAAGAUUCACGUCGCGGACUUGAGGAAAACCAUAACAUGGCAAGGCUCACAUGGCUGGCGACUAUCUUCAUUCCGUUGACGUUCAUAUCUGGAUUGUAUAGCAUGAACGAGAGUGUUUCAGCGUUGAAAACGACGUAUGGGUGGUAUUUCCUGACCGCCGUGCCGUUCACGUUGAUCGUAAUGGCAAUCGGAUGGGUCGCAGGGGGUGGAAGCCUCACGCCGUGGAGGAAAGAUUCCACAAAGCAAAAGGGCAUGAUUGGGGGGAGGGACAACAAAAGAGCGAAGUAA
Alternaria atra is the source of this 1791-nucleotide messenger RNA. RefSeq lists its product as uncharacterized. Gene Ontology annotation, biological process: transmembrane transport; metal ion transport. The transcript is spliced from 3 exons. Lineage: Eukaryota; Fungi; Ascomycota; Dothideomycetes; Pleosporales; Pleosporaceae. The record is from RefSeq and is a predicted model, not a curated record. Gene Ontology annotation, molecular function: cobalt ion binding; magnesium ion transmembrane transporter activity; cobalt ion transmembrane transporter activity. Bases 1 to 1791 code for a protein of 596 amino acids. Gene Ontology annotation, cellular component: membrane.